AUGACUUCAAUCCGCCUGCGAGGAGGGAGCCAGCCCGCACAGGCGCAUGCACUUUGGGUUUCCUGUCAGGAUCCUUCAAGCGGAAGAACGUACUUCUAUGAGAUGAACAGCCGGCUGACCAGCUGGGUGCUGCCUCCAGGAGCAGUGCUGUACGGAAAGCUGGGCAGCAACGGUCAGCUAGAAAUUGCGCAGCAUUCCUCCAGCGAAACUCCCGUACAGACAGCCGCAUCCAGGGAGGAGACUGCUGUACCUGUGAAGGCUCAGGACGCAACGAUGAAUACACAGAGUGGGCCAUCUGAGCAAGCAAAGGCCCCAAGUGCACCCAUCCCCGGGAAUCAACCGGUGCCAUCACAAGAGGCAACUGCUAUCAGUACAGCGGAAUCGAAGAAUGAUCCCGGAGCUUCCCAGGAAGGGCUGCAGAGGGAUGGUUUGCUGCACUCCACCAAUCAGCCAGCGCCAACGCAAGCACCCCAGCACAUCGCAUCGCAGCAUGAAGUUUCAAUCGUGACACCCACCGCUCAACCCGUCGCUCAGCCCUCUCUUGUACAAACCCCGGUGCAGCAGCGAGAGGAACAGAAGCAUGCUGCAUUUACCUCCCAGCAGCCGGCGGCAGCCCAGCAGGUGCCGCAGGGAGCCACACAAGGAGCGCAUUACGCUCAAGGUGCCAACAGCGGCACGUGGAAGGAGACGAUCGAUCCUGUGAGUGGUCGCAAGUACUACUACAAUACGAUCACUCGAGCUACCUCGUGGCAUCUUCCGGUGGACAACCAGCUUGCACUGAACAGCGCAGGAGCGACUCGAAAUUCAACAUUCAACCUGUCGAAUCUUGCCAGGAGGUUCGAGGACAAUCUCGUUAAUGCCACACGAAGCGUAGAAGGACUGUGGUCCAGAAUCGGGGGCCUCACCAAAGUCUUUGCUUCCUCGAAGAAGCCUGCGGACAAGCCGACCGAUUGGUACUUCGAUGAGGAAAAGCAGACCUGGCUCAAGAAGAAUGGCACUACAUCCGUCAACUCCGAGGCAUCCGAGCCGAACAGACAGGUCCGACCCUUGCGACUUCUGCUCUUGCCGCUCUUGCUCUUUACUGAUGUGACUUCAUCUGGGGGAUCAGGCUGCAGCGCAGCAAGGGACAAUGCAGGCACCCUCGUCACAAGCUGCAUCCCCACAUGCUCCUACUGA
Molecule: messenger RNA, 1176 nt
Organism: Guillardia theta CCMP2712
Lineage: Eukaryota; Cryptophyceae; Pyrenomonadales; Geminigeraceae
Exons: 1
Coding region: 1-1176 (391 amino acids)
Molecular function (GO): protein binding
Source: RefSeq, a predicted model, not a curated record